GGUAAAGAGUCACCGGACAUGAAGUUAACGGUUGUAGUUUGACGAAUUCGCACAAAUACCGGACGUUUGUGUUCAGUUUCUUCAUUAUUCCUUGAAGCGAAUUGGCAAUUGUCAUUACGCGAAUUUUUAUUGUAUUGAGGGAUUUUAUCAGAACGGAAACGGACCGGACGUUUAACCUUUAAUCACGCAUCUUGGUUUUGAAACGCUCAGUAUUACAGGAGAGUUUUUCUUUAUUUUUUCAUCCUGCCUUUUCCUGAUAUUUCCCCUUCUUCCUAGGUGUUCUAUCACGAACCGAUUUUUUGGAAUUUCAUCUUUGCGACACUUUAUCAAUUCCUUGCACGAUGACCGUUGACAAGAAAACUAUGGACCCAAAAAGAGGUAGCAUCCAGACAUUCAUGGAUCCUUUUGGACAGGUUCAUGCACGUGCUGCAAUGCCUGCUUGUCUUACUGUGGCCGGCUCAGACUGUAGCGGUGGUGCAGGAGUUCAGGCUGAUUUGAAAGUCAUGACGGCCAAUUGCGUGUAUGGAAUGAGUGCCUUGACCAGUGUUGUUGCCGAAAACGCUGGCGGUGUGGACAUGGUCGAAUGCAUGACACCGAAAAUGGUUGCUUCUCAAAUUGACUGCUGUCUUAGAGACGUCCGCUGCACAGUCGCAAAGACAGGUAUGCUUCCAACAAGUGAGAUUGUGAAGACAGUCGCCAAAACACUUCCAAAAUAUGAAAUAGACCAGCUGGUUGUCGACCCCGUUAUGGUUGCAACUUCCGGUGACUCAUUGGUUUCGGACGAUGUUGCAAGGACCAUUGUGAAGGAGUUGUUGCCAAUCUCUACCAUUGUUACUCCCAAUCUUCCUGAGGCACUUGUUCUCAGCAAGUAUGGUAAGCAACCAUUCAAAAGUAUUUCUUCCGUCAAGGAGAUGGAAGAGUGCGCUAAAGUCAUUCACGAACUCGGCCCCAAGUAUGUGCUCCUGAAGGGCGGACACAUGACUGUCGACAAAGAUGGAAAUAAAACUAGCGAGGGCCGUCUGUACGUCAUGGAUGUGCUUUACGAUGGUCAAAAGUUUUAUCACUUCCAGUCCGAUUAUCUUGAAUUGGGAGAGGUUCAUGGUACGGGCUGCACUUUGGGCGCUACCAUCGCCUCGUAUCUCGCCUGGGGCUAUGAGAUGCCUUUUGCAUGCAAGUCUGCAAUUAAGUUUGUGCACGGAGCCAUUCGCUUGAGCCCUGCCAUCAACCGUUGCUCUACAGCCAUUCUUAACCACACGAAUCGCAUCAGAGUUCUCCCAUUUUCUCCUGGAAGCUUUGUGGAUUAUAUCUUGCAGCAUCCGCAAGUAGCUCCCAUCUGGAAAAAGUACAUUAACCACCCUUUCACAAACAUGUUGGCUAAGGGCACGCUUCCAUUAAAGGCCUACCAAGAAUACUUAAAGCAAGACUACAGAUACCUUAUUCAUUUCUCUCGUGCCUAUGCGCUUAAGGCGUUUAAGCAAAACACCUUCAAUUCCAUUCGGCGCAGUGCCGAAAGCGUGCUCCACAUUUUGCACGAAAAAAGCCUUCAUGUUUCAAUGUGUUCUGAGUAUGGUAUCACGUUGGAGGCUCUGAACGUGACAGAUGAAAGUCCAGCAUGCACGGCCUAUUCACGUUACAUUCUUGACGUGGGCAUGCAACAAGAUCCUUAUGCACUCACAUUUGCAAUGGCACCUUGUCUACUUGGUUACCGUGAAGUGGGUCUUCGAUUGGCUGCAGCGCCAUUCCAUAAGCCCAAUGGUCCUUACGAGCGUUGGAUCCAAACAUAUAUCGGGGAGGAAUACCACAACGCCGUCAUUGAGGGUAAAGCCGAUCUCGAAAGAAUUGCAGUUGAGUUGUCUCCUAAGCGCUUAGAAGAGGUUAUUGAAAUUUUCAUUCAAUGUUGCCGAUUCGAGAUUUUGUUCUGGGAGUCUCCCUUCCAAGAAUACGUUGUGAAAAACGGCUUGGCUGAUGGCUCUGAGCAAUACUUCAAUUAUGUUCCCGCCGUCCUUCCCGCUUAAAUGUGUGCGCAUGUUUUUUUUUGCUUUUUUUGUAGUUAUUGAUGACCCAAUUUCAUUAAAAUGAAUUUCAUUUUCAUCUAAGAGCACCAAUGCUGCCAAACUAUUACCGUUACCGAAAACAGCUAACCAUCAUCCGUCUGAAGAGCGGAAAUCUUUCUAAUACUUCAAUUGUCC
Molecule: messenger RNA, 2189 nt
Organism: Schizosaccharomyces japonicus yFS275
Lineage: Eukaryota; Fungi; Ascomycota; Schizosaccharomycetes; Schizosaccharomycetales; Schizosaccharomycetaceae
Product: TENA/THI family protein
Exons: 1
Coding region: 342-2015 (557 amino acids)
Biological process (GO): thiamine metabolic process; thiamine biosynthetic process
Cellular component (GO): cytoplasm
Molecular function (GO): thiaminase activity; phosphomethylpyrimidine kinase activity
Source: RefSeq, a predicted model, not a curated record